AUGGUUGACGCACCCGAGGCAUCAGGAGCAGCGGGAGCAGGAGGAGCAGCUGAUGCGGGCGAGGUGCAGGAUCCGAAGCUCGUGCUCGCGCAGAAGCUCUUCCUGCUGCGCCUGCCGUCCACGUCGGAUCUGGAUAAGGCUCGGAUAAAGGAGGAAGUGCUCGAAGAGAUUUUCCGCGAUGACCUAGCAUCGCUGUACGUGGCGGGCAGCAGCGAGUACGGGUGGGAAGUGCAGCAGGACAAGGUUGAUGCGAUGCAGACGCGGAUAGCAGAGGAGGUGGUGAAACUGGACGACAAGAUCAAGGACGCGGAGGAGAACCUGGGGGAGAGCGAGGUGCGCGAGGCCAUGCUUGCCAAGGCGUUGUACUUCAUCCGCGUGGGGGAUAAGGACAAGGCCCUGGCGCAACUGGAAGCAACUAAGGCCAAGACAGUAGCUGUGGGGCUGAAGAUGGACCUCGUCUUCCACGCGCUCAGAGUCGCCUUCUUCCACCUCGACUUUCCCCUCAUCUCCUCCAGCCUAGACAAGGCCAAGAAGUUGCUUGAGGAAGGAGGCGACUGGGAGCGCAAGAAUCGCCUCAAGGUGUACGAGGGUCUGUACUGUCUCGCAUCUCGCGACUUCUCCCGGGCUGCAGACCUGUUUCUGGGAGCCAUCGCCACCUUCACGACGUAUGAGCUGCUGCCGUACCGCUCCCUCGUCUUCUACACUGUCAUCCUCAGCGUGGUGGCACUUGACAGGGUGGCUCUGAAACAGAAGGUCAUAGACGCCCCGGAGAUCCUAACAGUCAUCGAUCAGAUCCCCCACCUGGGGCCUUUUGUCGACAACCUGCAUGCAUGCGACUACAAAGCCUUCUUCCGCGCAUUCUCUGGCCUAACGGAGCCCAUAAGGCAGGACCGCUACCUGCAUCCACACAUGCGCUUCAUCCUGAGGGAGGUGCGAGUGGUGGCAUACUCGCAGUUCCUGGAGAGCUACAAGAGCGUCACAGCGGACGCCAUGGCUCGCAGCUUCGGGGUGUCUCUUGACUUUAUUGACAGCGAGCUGUCACUGUUCAUUGCAAGCGGGCGCCUCAACUGCAAGAUAGACAAGGUGGCAGGGGUGCUUGAGACCAACCGCCCAGAUGCGCGUAAUGCACAGUACCAAUCAGUGCUGAAGCAGGGUGACCUGCUGCUUAAUCGCAUUCAGAAGCUGUCACGGGUGAUUGAUGUGUGA
Messenger RNA from Closterium sp. NIES-65, 1206 nucleotides. The record is from the annotation of a GenBank genome assembly. Lineage: Eukaryota; Viridiplantae; Streptophyta; Zygnematophyceae; Desmidiales; Closteriaceae.